AACUGUGGGGUAGACAAUGGACCUAGAUUAGAUAUUUAUGAGGGAUGGAACAGGGAGAAGGAAAUGAGCCUUGCUCCAUGGAGUUUUGGAGGGGCUAUGCAAAGGAAGACAGUCCCAUUGAUAAGGGAAUAUUUGGGAUUGCAGAAAAUGGAGGAGAGAAUAUAGCUCAAUAAGGGGAUUUGGACCCUGAAUAAGGGGAACAAAUGUUGAUCAGAGGAGAGGUUUGCUGUGAAUGGAACAGGGAGUGGGGAGUGUAGCUUACUGAGUGUGGUAUGCAAUAGUAGAUACAAUGAAAUGGGGGUCUAUUGAUGUUGCAGAGCAUAGUUGUUCCCAUUUAGGGAAUGGUUGUGGCUUGCAAGAAGAUGGAGGACAGGCAGUGAAAAGAAGUAUCCAACAUAGGGCUCAUUGAAGAGUACAAUGCAGCAAUGGGAAUAUGGGGCUAACCAUGGUUGAGUGUUGUAUGAUACAGGAGAGGGACAGAAGAGCAGGGCAUAAAGUGGGGUAUAUUAGAAGAAUUAAAUUGGAUACGAUGGGCAAGGUGGACCAGGGAGAGUAUACUCUGGUCGAGGGGUUCAGUGUUUGCUUGGAAGAGAGAGCCUACUGAUUAAGGAAUACAGCAUAGGUGGCUGGAAAAUCAGGGUGAUGGAAAAAGAAUGGAAGGGGCCUGAUAGCAUUGUGUUUGGGUUGGAAAAGAGAACCAAAGGUUUUUCUGAGACUUUGAAAUUAUCUUACUCUGAAGUAAUAGUGCCAAGAAAGCUAGAACCAAGGAAUGGCAUAGAUACCAAGGAAAAGGUGUCUUAUCUAAUUAAAGUAGAAGGAAAGCUCCAUAUUGUUCACCUACUACAGAAAAAAAUGUUCUUAGCUCCAGAUCUCCCAGUUUUUACUUACAAUGAGAAGAAUGAGUUGAUAACAGAGUACCCAUAUAUACAGGAUGAUUGCUACUACUCUGGAUAUGUGGAGGAUGUCCCAGAAUCUGUUGCAGUUCUCAGCACCUGCUCUGGACUCUGGGGAUAUUUGAAGAUUUACAAUUUAAGCUACGAAAUUGAACCUGUUAAAUCUUCUUCUACAUUUCAACACAUCAUUUAUCAAAUGGCAAAUGAUGAAGACCCACUCAGUAGAUGUGGAGUAACUGAUGAAGAUCUCAAAGAUCAGGCAGCUGAAGGCAAAGAACAUCCAAUAUAUAAGGUCCAAAAAGAAGAACUGACCACUUGGUACACAACUGCCAGAUACUUAGAGUGUUAUUUUGUUGCAGACAAAGCAAAGUUUCUCCAUGAAGAUUCCAAUGAAACUUUGCUAACACUGAAGAUGGUUCAGUAUCUCCAUUUAACAAGUGAAAUGUACCGUCCGUUUGGCCUUUAUGUUGUUCUGAUUGGAUUGGAGCUUUGGAUAGAAAGGGAUCUCAUUACAAUUACUGACCGUUUGGAGCAGGUUAUUGGAUUUUAUAAAAACUAUGUUCAGAAUUUCCUUAUGAAUCGUGUACAUUUCGACCACACACAACUAAUAGCAGGUGGAAGAUAUCCAGAUAUCGAUGGAUAUUCAUAUGGAGACAAUCUGUGCACGCGUAGUGCCUCAGUAGCUACUGUCAGAGCGAGAUCUAGAUCGGUGCUCUAUGAUGCAAUCAGUGUGGCUCAUGAGAUGGGACAUUCUCUUGGCAUCCCUCAUGAUAAUUCUAAGAGAAAUGUAGCUAGAGGUUGUGUUUGCAGAUGCUCUGGAGGAGGGAAAUGUGUCAUGUGGUCAUAUGCCUCGCGAAUAAUGUGCACAGAAUUCAGUAACUGCUCCAGAGCAUACUACUUCGACACAAUAAGAAAACCAGGAAAAACUUGCCUUCUUAACAUACCAGAAAAGAAAGUGUUUGGAACAAUGAUGUGUGGUAAUGGUGUAAUCGAAGAGGAGGAGGAAUGUGACUGUGGUAUUGAUGAGGUGUGCCAACGGAGUGGCUGCUGCCUUUCCAACUGUACAAUAAAGCCAGGUGCUGAAUGUAUUUCUGGACUUUGCUGCAAAAACUGUCAGCUUCAUUUACCAGGGAAAAUAUGCAGAGAAAGUACUGGUUACUGUGACCUUCCUGAAUACUGCAAUGGUUCUUCACACUGGUGCCCAGAGGAUGUAUAUAAGCAAGAUGGAACUCCAUGCAGUAACAAGGACUGUUGUUUCAAAGGGAGAUGCAAUAAUCAUGAAAAGCAAUGCAAAGCUGUAUUUGGUAAAGCUGCACAUCUGGCCCCGCUGAGUUGUUUCAAAGCAGUGAAUACUAAAGGUGACCGGUGUGGCAACUGCGGUGGGGAUGGACUUAUUUACAAUAAGUGUGAGGACAAAGAUGUCUUAUGUGGAAGACUGCAGUGUGUUAAUAUUAAAAGAAUACCUCAGAUGAAAAGUCUUGGGUCCAUAGUUCAGACUCCAGUUGAGAAUACCUUGUGUUGGGGUACAGAAUUUCAUUCUGGAAGGCACAUGGUAGAUGUUGGCUCAGUGGAAGAUGGUACAGCAUGUGGUGAAAAAAAGAUAUGUAUAAACAAAACAUGUGUCGAUUUAAAUAUUCUGAAUUAUGAUUGUAAUUACACAAAAUGCAGUAACAGAGGGAUCUGCAACAGUAAGAAAAACUGCCAUUGUGAUUUUGGUUGGGCCCCUCCAGACUGUACGUUAAAAGGAUAUGGAGGAAGUAUUGACAGUGGGCCCCCUCCAACUACCAUCUUGUCUACUAGUGAUGUUGUCAUCAUGGGAAUAGCAGUUGGAACCGCAUUUCUUCUUCUUCUAGUUAUCAGCUUUGCCCUGUAUAAAAGAACUCGGAUAACUCAGGUUGUUGGCAGGCCCUCCAGGACACAAGGUGACACUGAUUCUGCAGACAAAAAGCGCCUGACAAAGAAAAGCAGUAGUCGGUCUAAAAAUUAGAAGGGAAGAGAUUUUUUUAGCAAAACACCAGAUAUUGGAAGUUUGAAAAAGCAAUGUUUUUCUUAUCAGUUCAGCUAAAAUAAUUUGUGAAAACCUGAUGAGAUAGUGGUGUUCAAAACACCCAAUUACAUGGCAUUCAUACAGAAUUUACUUUUUUUUAAACUAUCAGUUUAUUGUGUUCUAUUCCAAAUUUUAAUUUGAAUAAAUAGGUUUUGCCCUUAUUUAUGCUUCUUUCUUUAUUCGUGUGUCUCCUCAGUACUUCAUACAAUCUGAUCGUAAUUCUAAGAUAGUCUUGUCCUGUGUCUCUAGUAUUUAUCCCCAGAAUUCUCUAUCUCUAGGAAGCAGAAACUUUGUUGUUGUUCUUCAGUGCUUGCACAUGUGCAUUCCAUUAUUGUUGUGUACACACUUAAUUGCACAAUUUAUAAGAAAACUCUCCCUC
Messenger RNA from Pelodiscus sinensis (Chinese soft-shelled turtle), 3319 nucleotides. The record is from RefSeq and is a predicted model, not a curated record. Lineage: Eukaryota; Metazoa; Chordata; Testudines; Trionychidae.